CGUUUUCUAUGGUCGGGGGGAGGGAUCUAUUUGGAGGUCUUUUUCAUGUCUUUUUUAGGGAGGAGUCUCUGUUCUCUUUUGGGUCUUUUAAGGUCUUUUUGUCCAAAGUUGCCUGGUGAUCGCAUUCUUCUCUGCACUGUGCAUUUUGGCAUUGGUUUUCCCGGAAGCCUUUAUAUUAUUAUUAUUGCCUCUGGAUUAUUAUUGCCUAUUUCCCUUAUUUCCUUAUUUCUUAUUCCUGAUUCCUUAUUUCUAAUUCCUUAUUUUCUUGCUCUUCUAUCAUUUCUCUUCCGGCACUCGUCACAUUUUGCCUUUCGACUAUCGACCUCAACCUCCAGCUAGACUCCUACUCCUUCUAGUCUAUUCUCGUCCCGGAUUUGGAUAUUACCAACUCUUGCUGGACUGAUUAUUCUCCAAGUGGUUGGAACUUGAAGAUCUUCCUCUCAUCAUCAUUCUCGUCCGCUUAACAUCUCCGCCUUCAAUCAUCAGCAGCAAACCCCCAUUUUCGCCUCUUCCCCCCAAUUCCGACCUACCAUUAUCAUUAUCUCUUGUAAACAUUCCUACCUUCUUUCUAACGCUUCAAUAAUUCAGAGGGUCAGUUAGUCAUGGACCCGUACCCUCCACCAUCGUCCAUGACCCUCUCCCCUCAAUCACCGCCCGUCGGUCAACCAUCGACCGUUUUCCGGCCCCGCCGAUCCGACGACUGGCACGAGUAUCGCGAAAUCAUCGAGCAACUCUACCGCAACGACCAGCUCAAGUUGCGAGAUGUCAAGCGCAUUAUGGAACGGGAUUACAAGUUCUAUGCCUCAGAAAAACAGUACAAAGACCGUCUUGCCGCAUGGCAUGUUCGCAAAAACAUCAAGGCUAAAGAAGUCCACUUGAUGAUUCGCAAACAGCAGAAGCGUGCCGCCCGAGGAAAGGAGACUGCUUUCCGGGUAAAUGGCCAAAAUGUCGACCCUAAACGCAUUGCACGCUUCCUUCGCCGCUACGGUGAAACCUGGGAUCAGAAGGGGGAUCGGCAACGAGAUCGAGAUGCUGAGGAUCAAAGUCCUGAGCCGAAAACCCCAUCUGAUAUGACUUGCUAUACGCCCGAACCAGAAGAGAAUGUUGCCACGCCAGUCUCUCCACCAGACAUCCAGUCACCCACAAGGGAAACAUCGAGCUACCCACUCAAUUACGACCCUGUUUCAAUCGACACCCUCCCAGAUCUCAUCAUGGACGACGACCAUCACUCAUACCCAAUGCAGAUGCACAACGGACCCCGACGAACUUACCACCCCUCAGAGCCAACCAUGCAACCAGUAACCCACCAACCUCAUCUAUCUCACCCUUCAGCACACCCACUCCCCCACUCAGCAGUCACACACUCACUAGUCCACCAACUACCACUCCCAGCGGGCAUCCCAUCCUCCCAGAAUCCGGAUCACCUUCCCCCAGUGGCCCUUCCGCUACCGGGAACCUCGCAGCACCAGCAGCAUCGAGGCGGCAUGAACGGUCCACCGGAAUUAUUCACGCAUCCGGGCGCGGGGAGUUAUUCCAGUUUGGAUGCGUUUCAGAAUCGGCUUGGCGAAUUGCAGAAUACGCUUAAUGAGUCCAUGGCGAAGUGGAAUCGUGAGGGGGAUCCUAAUCAGGAGAUUCCUCAUCAUGAGGGGUUGGGGUUGUGAGUUGGUUGUGGAUGAAGUUGUUUCUGUUGAUGCAGAUUUCAUGGUCCUGGUCCUGGUCCACGACUUAGUGGACUGGACCGGGGGUUUGUUUUCUUUGUAUCGAGUGAUUUGAUCUUGAUCUUGAUAUUCUAUGAUGUAUAUGGCCCGUCUUUUCUUCUUUUCGUCCCCUUUUGUUUCUCUUUUUGCCUUUUUUCUGUCUAAUCUUUCAUCUGGAGCGUCUGUUUCUUCUUCCUAUUUGCCCAUUUCCCCUUAAGCCCAUUUUCUCCUUGGUCCUCUCUUCUCUCUCCUCCUCUCUUCUCUUCAUUUCUUGUCUCAUUUGUCCUCUUAUCAUUCUCAUCACCAUUAUCCUUGUUCAUUUACCUACCCACCAUCAUCAUCACGUAUCCACGCAUUUCAGACAGGGAAAGAUUGAGAAAGAAAAAAUCAUAGCAACGGCGUUUUGUUCUUCGUUUUUUUUUACCUGCUUUGCCAGGUUUGCUUAGAGUGGUCCUUCCUGGCUUGAUCUGACCCCGUUGUGCAUAGCAUUACUUACUCGUUCCAUCAGGUCCUCGUACCUCAUCCUCGACCUAAG
Penicillium subrubescens is the source of this 2232-nucleotide messenger RNA. RefSeq names its product Clr5 domain-containing protein. NCBI's taxonomy places the organism in Eukaryota, Fungi, Ascomycota, Eurotiomycetes, Eurotiales, Aspergillaceae. The record is from RefSeq and is a predicted model, not a curated record. The transcript has 4 exons. Bases 603 to 1661 code for a protein of 352 amino acids.